CUUCUGCCUUAAUCAUCUCGUAUGAGUACACAGCAGACACAGUCCUCCUUGGUGUGAGUUUGCGGGAUCGCUUCAGCCUACAGAUGGACACACAAGGGGCGAAGAAAAGACUAUAUUGGAGAUGGCAUGUGUGCCGUUUUGCGCUGUUCACUUGUUUCUUGGACGCAGUCUGGGGACAGAUCCGCUACUCAAUCCCUGAGGAACUGGAGCAUGGAGCGUUUGUUGGCAACAUUGCAGAGGACCUGGGUUUGGAUUUGGACAAGCUCUCUGCGCGCAGAUUCCGGAUAGUAUCGGGUGCCAAGAAGCAAUAUGUAGAGGUAAAUUUAGAAAACGGAGUUUUAUUUGUCAACGAAAGAAUUGAUCGUGAAGAACUAUGCGAGCAGAGUUUGUCCUGUUCUUUUCACUUGCAAGUUGUCAUAGAAAACCCUCUGGAACUGUACAGGGUAGAGAUGGAAAUUCUGGACGUGAACGACAACUCUCCCAGUUUCCCAUGGACCGAGUUUAAUCUGGACAUAUCGGAGUCCGCUGCACCAGGAUCACGUUUCCCACUUGAGAGCGCACAGGACUUAGACGUCGGAUCCAACUCGCUCCGCACCUAUUUGCUGAGUGUUAAUGAACAUUUCCUUUUGGAUAUACAGACGCGCAGUGAUGGCAGUAAAUUUGCAGAACUAGUCCUACAAACCCCGCUGGACAGAGAGCAGCAAAGUGCGCAUCAAAUGGUACUAACGGCGGUGGAUGGGGGCGCGCCGGAGAGAUCCGGCACUGCGCAAAUUGAUAUCACAGUUUUGGAUGCAAAUGAUAACGCGCCUGUGUUUGAUCAGUCGUUUUACAGAGUGAGGCUUGCUGAGAACGCACCCAAAGGCACCGUUGUCAUAAAACUCAAUGCGUCCGACUUAGAUGAGGGCCCCAAUGCUGAUAUCACAUAUUCGUUCAGUGGCCACGCUCCCAUCAAGGUGCGCCAGCUUUUCAGCGUAGACUCGCGCACUGGGGAAAUCAAAGUCAAAGGAGUGAUCGAUUAUGAAAAGGCCAGGAUGCAUGAAAUUUAUGUGCAGGCUAAAGAUAAAGGCCCCUCCGCUGUAGCAGUUCAUUGUAAAGUGCUGGUGAACGUUUUGGAUAAAAAUGACAACCUCCCAGAGGUGAUAUUGACAUCAGUCUCCACACCUGUGCAGGAGGACGCGCCCCCGGGGACGGUGAUAGCAGUCAUCAGCGUGAUGGACAAAGACUCAGGUGAAAACGGGAAUGUGGACUGUGAGAUCCCCCAUCACGUCCCGUUUCAGCUGCACUCAUCCUUUAAGAACUACUACACAUUAGUAACUUGUGAUUUUCUGGACAGAGAGGCAGUGGCAGAGUACAACAUCACCCUCACCGCCCGAGAUAUGGGCUCCCCACCUUUAUUCACCAGGAAAACUAUCUUGGUCCAAGUGUCUGAUGUGAAUGAUAACGCGCCUCACUUCAAACAGCCUUCAUAUACUGUGUAUUUGACAGAGAAUAACGCGCCCGGAGCAUCCAUUUGCUCUGUGACUGCUCUGGAUCCAGAUUCUGGUCAAAACGCAUACCUGUCUUACUCUAUACAGGAAGGUGACAUCCUGGGAAUGCCCGUGUCCACAUACGUGUCCAUCAACUCAGACAACGGUAACAUUUACGCGCUGCGAUCCUUUGACCACGAGCAACUUAAAAACUUUCAGAUCACAGUUCAAGCUCAAGACGCCGGUUUUCCGCCUCUGACCAACAACGUUUCCGUAAAUAUCUUUAUUUUGGACCAAAACGACAAUACACCUGUAAUCCUGUCACCAGUUCCCCAGAACGGCACGGCACCCAUCGAGGCAGUGCCCAGAUCAGCCGAUGCCGGUCACCUUGUCACCAAAAUCAGAGCGGUGGACGCAGACGCAGGGCAAAACUCGCGUCUUUUUUAUCAAAUGCUCCAAGCGACGGACCCGAGCUUGUUCAGCAUCGCUCUGUACACGGGCGAAAUCAGGACAAUACGCCAGUUGGUGGAGAAAGACCCCGCGAGGCACAGACUGGUCAUUCUCGUGAAGGACAAUGGUCAGCCACCCCUCUCGGCCACAGUUUCCAUCAUCCUGUCAGUGGUUGACAGCCUGCCAGAUUCGCAGCCCGAUUUGGGUGACCUGUCACUAAGCCCGCAUCACAGCUCCAACCUCACCCUGUACUUAAUCGUGUCUCUGGGCGCAAUCUCCUUCACAUUCCUGGUGGCUAUCAUCGUCCUGGUUGCGAUGCGGAGACUGAAGGGCAGGCCGUCCAACAGAGAGUCCAACUUCCCUUCCUCCAUCAGCGGGUGCUGCUGCUGCUGCUCUCGCUCCGAAACGUCCACCACCACGGAGGUGUUCAAAAAGUCCAACUUGAAUGUGAGGAUGUCCUCAGGCGCGUCCGGCUGCGCGGAGGCGAACAGCAACGGCGCCCUCCCUCAGGUGUACUGCUACAAAAUGUGUCUGACACCGGAAUCGUCCAAAAGCGACUUCAUGUUCCUCAAGCCUUGCAGUCCGGUAAUGUCAGUUCAACAGAAUAACGCCAAGAGCACAGAUUACCUGACUUCUGGCUGGAGCGCGCUGGACCGUAAUGAACUGGCCAACAACAGAGCAACAACCCCGAACGAGCUGAAGUAUUCCAACAAGGACUGGACCUGGACCAAGAACCAACGCAACUCAGCAUACAAGAGGUAUAGUUCGGGAAACAUGGAGGGCACGCUUUCGCGUCAACAGAAAUAUGAUGCCGAUGGGUUUUCCUGCUCUGUACCGCCCCAGUACUGGACCUGGGGAAACCAUAUGAAGGACUGCAAGAUGUCUCUUCAAGAGGGAGCAGUUCCUCACUACUCAUGGGCUCCGAAGUACACGCAGCCUCACUCUGAGCCACCAGAUUACCAGCACAAUGUAUACAUACCUGGCACCACGUCUGACUACAGUACUCUGAAGCUGGCACCCAGAGGAGAUCUGGAUGUGUACAACACUUUCUCUACUUUUGGAAAGAAAAAGAGAUUCAUCUCACACUAUGAACAGUCUAUUGACAGAGACGAUGGUCUCAUAAGCAAUGCCAUUUUCAAAUGAUACACCAGCUAGUUUGUAUUCUGUGUAUGCUAUAUAUGCCACCAACUAGUUCCAUUAACAACUUUAAAUUGCUUCUCCAGUGGAAGUAUUGCUCUCAGAGGCUGGCAGACUAUCGUUUCUCCAUUUUACAGUGGAAUUUAAUACCACUCAUUAACACAAGUAUAUUUUUAUUUUUGUAAAUACUGGAAUAAAGUAUAAAUAAAGUUAAUAAUAUCUAUUUUGAGGCAUAGUAGGAUCUCCAUGUAGCAGACUUUUCCAUCAUUAAGUUGUAGUGUAGUUUAAAGGCAGUAAACUGGAACAAAAAGAAAAAGACUUCUCUUGUCCAGCAGCGAGCUCAGUAUAACUGCUAUACUCAACAGCAAGCAGAACCUCUGUGGGCAUUAUUUUUCACAAAUGCUGCAAAUCCUGGUUGGAUAAUUAAGCUGUGCUACAGCUACGGUUGUCUUAUGAGUUCAGCUUCCACUGAGCUUCCAAUAAUGCCUGGCGCAUUUAGUGACAGGUCAUCUGUUCAAAAGGGUGAAUGCAGUCCAGGCACAAUGCACAAGCAAUGCAAGCAGAUGGUAGAGGCAACAUAAUACAAACGUUAUGCAGCACAGAUUCAUUUAGAACAGAAGAGCAGAUUUCAGAAAUAUGACACUGAAAUGAGGAGUGUAACCAUCAGAAAGUAAACAUCCAGGAAUCAGGAUUUAUUGUGUUGCCGGGAGUAGCAUCCCAUCUGUCAUUUUUUUCAUUUGGCUUGUGCAGAGUAUCAAAUUAUUUGACGCUCAGAAGGGCAAUAACACAGAUGGAACAGGUUAUAUGCAUUCCAGAUUUGUAUUCAUCAUUGUAUGGUAUGAAUUGUAUAUUUAAAGAUGAUUACACAGUUGUGCUUAAUGGGACUAA
Molecule: messenger RNA, 3941 nt
Organism: Morone saxatilis (striped sea-bass)
Lineage: Eukaryota; Metazoa; Chordata; Actinopteri; Moronidae
Product: protocadherin beta-15-like
Exons: 4
Coding region: 84-3059 (991 amino acids)
Biological process (GO): homophilic cell-cell adhesion
Cellular component (GO): plasma membrane
Molecular function (GO): calcium ion binding
Source: RefSeq, a predicted model, not a curated record